CUCUGGGCCGAUCCGAGCAAGCAAUAAUCCGAGUGUGUUACGGCGUUACCACUUCCGUUUGCUUUCAGAGGGCGUUGGCAAAUUAUUUUCUGCUCGCAAAGUUCGCAAUGACGACGGCAGAUCAACAGCUAGAUUCCGCCCUCGACCUCAUGAGGAGGUUGCCGCCUCAGAAGAUAGAGAAAAACCUGAGCGACUUAAUAGACCUGGUGCCUGGACUUUGUGAAGAACUCCUGUCCUCUGUCGACCAACCACUGAAGAUAGCCACUGACAAAAAGUGUGGCAAAGACUACCUGCUCUGCGACUACAACAGGGAUGGGGACUCCUACAGGUCCCCAUGGAGCAACAACUAUGAACCCCCUUUGGAGGACGGCGCGUUGCCCUCGGAGCGGCUGCGCAAGCUGGAAGUGGACGCCAACAAUGCCUUUGACCAGUACCGAGAGAUGUACUUCGAGGGCGGCGUCUCCUCCGUCUACCUCUGGGACCUGGACCACGGCUUUGCGGGCGUGGUGCUUAUCAAAAAGGGUGGCGACGGCUCCAAGAAGAUUAUGGGCAGUUGGGACUCCAUCCAUGUCGUCGAAGUGCAGGAAAAGUCAAGUGGCCGAAAUGCACACUACAAGCUGACGUCGACGGCCAUGCUUUGGCUGCAGACGAAAAAACCUGGUUCGGGAACCAUGAAUCUUGGGGGAAGUCUCACAAGACAGAUGGAGCAAGACAGUCCUGUUAGCGAAGCAGUUCCUCACAUUGCCAACAUCGGAAAGAUGGUUGAGGACAUGGAGAACAAGAUCAGGACGACGCUGAAUGAGAUCUACUUCGGCAAGACGAAGGACAUUGUCAACGGGCUGCGCUCCUUGCAGCCGCUGCAGGACCGGAAGCAGCAGGACGCACUCAGAAAUGACCUCGCCCAGGCACUACGGAACCGUCAGGCCAAGCAGGACAGCUAAUGACUGCAGGCAACGCGCAGCGACAUUUGCCGACAGACGCCGCCGCGGCUGUCAGAGAAGCGCCGAAAGAGAGAGAAAGUCCAGCUGCCGCUGUCACCUCGUCAGUCGCUGGGCUGCUGCAGUCGAUGAGGGCGCGUGCGCGUACACGUAGCAGCGACCCUGCGGUGUCGGCAGUCAUCACGCAGACAAUGUUUUUCACCUGCACCCAUGAAUUACAUGCAUCAGCAAAUCGGGAGAGGAAAGCGUGUGCAAGAGAGAGACUGUGAUGCUUCGGAGAGAGAGAGAGAGAGGUAGAGGUGCCGUGCAACGGGACGAAGUGUGGCGAGCGGAUGGCGACGCACUGCCUUGUUCUGCUCGGGCGGUAUUCAAGGAGCUGUUGUAAGACUCGGCCGAGCGAGCAAACCACACACAUGCACAAACAGACAAGGCUACGUGCGACUUCUUUUUCUUUUGCCUCUGGCCUGCUGCAACCACGUCCCUUUCCUGCCCACGAUGCAAAACUAGCCCAUGAUGAGCCAGUUCUGCCAUUAUGUAAAACUGCUUAAGAAGAGUGAAAAAUUGGACCUUAAUGGAAGACGUUUGGAUUGUGCAGCAGCAAUUAUAUUUUUUACGAUGUUUCUUUUUUGUAAUCUAACGAAACUGUUGUCUUGCUGUUUUGCUGACACAGUUUUGCAAAAGGUCCAGUUUGUAUGUUUUGCAAAGAGGCCUGGCUCCUUUUUUGUUAGUUUUUUGUUUCACUGGAGCAGAAAGUAGCCUUACGUAGUCGAAAGCCUGUCCUCUACUGUAGCCACUAGCUUUUCCAUACCGGGGCACUUUUUAACCUGGAAUUAUUUUUUUUUUACUAUGGCCGUAA
This is a messenger RNA of Dermacentor andersoni, 1794 nucleotides long. RefSeq names its product F-actin-capping protein subunit beta (gene cpb). Gene Ontology annotation, cellular component: F-actin capping protein complex; cytoplasm. The record is from RefSeq and is a predicted model, not a curated record. Gene Ontology annotation, biological process: barbed-end actin filament capping; cell morphogenesis; negative regulation of filopodium assembly. Gene Ontology annotation, molecular function: actin filament binding. NCBI's taxonomy places the organism in Eukaryota, Metazoa, Arthropoda, Arachnida, Ixodida, Ixodidae.